UGGGAAUUUUCGUCUGUCACUAUCACUGCUGACUUGGUUGAUCUGAUUAAUUUCAAUAACAAAAUUCUCCUCCGAAAUUCUCAAUUUCAUCACUUGCUCUGCAAAAAAACAAUUGCUAGAGAGCAACAAUUUUUGAGCACCAAAAUCUUUUUCAGAUGAGUGCUACUACUGCAACAUUCACUCCAGUAGCAUUUAGCAACAACAACAAUCCUUACAAUCCAAUAUGGAGAAAAGUACCCAAUUCACUACCAAAUCCAAUAUGGACAACUUCCACUACUACAAACUGCAAGCUCUCCAACAGUUCCUUUAUUUCACGAGCAACUUCUUCAUCGUCAAGCCCUGAAACUGAAAACGAAAAGAAAAACAAGAAGAAGAAAAAAAAAGUAGUAAUUGAAAACGAAGAGCUAAAGCAAGAACCAGAGCCGGAACCAGAACAAGAGCAACAACAAGAGUUACAUUCAUCUUCAGUUUCAGUUAUAAAGAGAUUGGAUGAUGUGAACCCAGUAGGAUUAGGGAGACGUUCGCGUCAAAUGUUCGAUGAAGUGUGGCGUAAGUUUUCGGGAUUAGGGCAGAUUUCGAGAACAAUCCGUUCUGAUGAUGAGAGUACUCUGCUUAUUAGGGAAGGUGGGCCCAUGUGUGAAUUUGCAAUUCCUGGUGCUCAGAAUACUACUGUCCUUGUUGUUGGUGCGACUAGCCGUGUUGGUAGAAUUGUUGUGCGCAAACUCAUGCUAAGGGGUUACACUGUCAAGGCUUUAGUAAGGAAAGCUGAUCCGGAUGUGGUUGACAUGUUACCAAGAUCCGUGGAGUUGGUGACAGGGGACGUUGGUGAUCCUUCUAGUCUAAAAGAUGCAGUGCAAGGCUGCAGCAAAAUCAUCUAUUGUGCCACUGCUCGUUCUUCAAUCACGGGUGAUCUCAUCAGAGUUGAUCAUCAAGGGGUUUACAAUCUAACCAAAGCUUUGCAGGACUACAAUAAUAAACUAGCACAGCAACGCGCCGGGAAGAGUAGCAAAAGCAAGCUUUUAAUUGCAAAAUUCAAGUCUGAAGAUUCAUUGAACGGGUGGGAAGUCCGUCAAGGGACAUAUUUCCAGGAUGUGGUUGCUUCUAAGUAUGAUGGAGGAAUGGAUGCCACGUUUGAGUUUACUGAAAGCGGAGAGACUAUUUUUUCAGGAUAUGUUUUCACAAGAGGAGGCUAUGUUGAAUUGUCAAGAAAACUGUCACUUCCUUUAGGUUAUACUCUUGACAGGUACGAGGGUCUAGUAUUCUCUGUUGGUGGGAAUGGGAGAUCUUAUGUUGUAAUUCUUGAAGCUGGUCCUUCAGCAGAUACAACCCAAAGCAAACUGUAUUUUGCCAGAAUUAGCACAAAAGCAGGAUUUUGCAGGGUGAGAGUUCCAUUUUCCUCGUUUCGGCCGGUGAGUCCAGACGAUCCACCACUGGAUCCAUUCCUUGUUCAUACCUUGACCAUACGCUUUGAGCCUAGAAGACAGAGGCCAAUUGAUGGACCUAGUGGGGUGAACCAAGAUUUGAGAAGCUUUCAGCUAAUUAUGGAAUAUAUUAAAGCUUUGCCUACUGGGCAAGAAACUGACUUUGUCUUAGUAUCAUGUACGGGGUCGGGAAUAGAGCCUACAAGACGGGAGCAAGUUUUGCGAGCCAAGAGGGCCGGUGAAGAUUCAUUAAGGAGGUCUGGCCUUGGAUACACAAUAAUUCGCCCAGGUCCCCUGAUGGAAGAACCAGGUGGUCAACGCGCGCUCAUAUUCGAUCAAGGAAAUCGUAUAUCCCAGGGAAUCAGUUGUGCUGAUGUGGCUGACAUAUGUGUGAAGGCAUUGCAUGAUUCGACAGCCAGAAACAAGAGCUUUGAUGUAUGUUAUGAAUACGUAGCUGAACCCGGGAAGGAGCUGUACGAGUUGGUUGCACAUUUACCUGACAAAGCAAACAACUAUUUAACACCAGCACUCUCAGUACUGGAGAAAAACACAUGAUCCUGCUCGAAGUUUGUUCAAGUUACAAUCUUCAUUCAAUCUCUAACAGAAGGUAUUGCUGCGAGACUUACCAAGAUCUUUUUGACUAUGAGGAAUAUUUUCUGUCUGUAUCAGUUCUCAAAUAUAUGUGUACAUAUAUAUUUAUGUAUAUGGCAAUAGUAUUUUUUUUCAUUUACCGAUGGCCGUGUAUAGAUUAAAAGCAAGCACUGCCAUAAGUUAUUUUGUUUACUGGAGAACACUCGUUACAAAGUGAAUAGCAGUCCAACAUAUUCAUCUUUCUCUUU
Messenger RNA from Nicotiana tabacum (common tobacco), 2260 nucleotides. RefSeq names its product protein HIGH CHLOROPHYLL FLUORESCENCE PHENOTYPE 173, chloroplastic. Lineage: Eukaryota; Viridiplantae; Streptophyta; Magnoliopsida; Solanales; Solanaceae. The record is from RefSeq and is a predicted model, not a curated record.